This is a messenger RNA of Triticum aestivum (bread wheat), 1117 nucleotides long. Its product is annotated as tetraspanin-8-like. Bases 75 to 911 code for a protein of 278 amino acids. The transcript has 2 exons. Gene Ontology annotation, biological process: auxin-activated signaling pathway. The record is from RefSeq and is a predicted model, not a curated record. Lineage: Eukaryota; Viridiplantae; Streptophyta; Magnoliopsida; Poales; Poaceae. Gene Ontology annotation, cellular component: membrane.
CACACACUGACACACACACGCCCCACACCGUACUCCACAUAGAGACUCGACAGGGUCGAAGGCGUCCGGCCGCAAUGGUGGGCCUCUCCAACGGCGUCCUGGGCGCCCUGAGCAUCGUGUCCCUGGUGGCCGCCGUCCCACUCCUCGGCGCGGGCGCCUACCUCCACGAUCACGGCGCCUCCACCGAGUGCCAGCGCCUGUUGCGGCUGCCCACCCUCGCCCUGGGCGGCGGGAUCCUCCUCCUCUCGCUCAUGGCCCUCUUAGGCGCGUGCUGCCGCUCCUGCAGCCCGCUCCUCUGGCUCUACGUGAUCGCCAUGUUCCUGCUCGUCAUCGGCAUGUUCUUCGUCACCGUCUUCGCCUACGACGUCACCACCAAGGGCGCCUCCACCGCCGCCGAUGGGACCGGCUACGGGGACUACCGGAUCGGGGACUACUCCGACUGGCUCAAGGACAAGGUCGAGGACUACGAGACGUGGCGACAGACCCAGAGCUGCAUGGCCGACGCCGGCGUCUGCGGAGAUGGCCGGUUCAGCGGCCGGCUCGGCGGCGUGUCCGCCGGGAUCGACGCCACCGACUUCUACCGCCUGCAUCUGCCGCUCCUCCAGUCCGGGUGCUGCAAGCCGCCGGCGUACUGCGGGUACCGGGCGGUGAACGCGACGUUCUACGAGGCCCCGGCGAGCGGGCCGGGCACGACGGACGCGGACUGCCAGGCGUGGAGCAACGAGCCGAGCCUGAUGUGCUUCCGGUGCAACGCGUGCAAGGUGGGCGUGCUGGCCACCGCCAAGAGCAACUGGCGGGCCGUGGCCGGCGCCAACACCGCCGCCCUCCUGCUCGUCCUCCUCGCCUACUCCCUCGGCUGCUGCGCCCUCCGCAACCACGACCGGCCCCGCCGCGGCGGAUACUACUACUGAUUGCUCCGGGGGCUUAUUAGUUGGUUUCAGGUUCAGGAUUCAGAGUAGGUUUUCGAGAUCGCUCGUGCCUGUUCUUCUUUCUUUCUUCUCUUUGGUUAUUAGUGCAGUACUAGUACAGCUAGCAACAGAGGUGAUGUAAAAUUUGUCUGGCAUGGUGCGAACUGAUUGACGCUCAUGGUGUAAAAUUUGUUCAAUGGUGUUCUUCA